Messenger RNA from Grosmannia clavigera kw1407, 2361 nucleotides. RefSeq names its product chromosome segregation protein. The transcript is spliced from 4 exons. The record is from RefSeq and is a predicted model, not a curated record. NCBI's taxonomy places the organism in Eukaryota, Fungi, Ascomycota, Sordariomycetes, Ophiostomatales, Ophiostomataceae. Bases 1 to 2361 code for a protein of 786 amino acids.
AUGGACGCCGUCGACGAGGAUGCGCAGUUCUUUGUGCUAGAGAACCGUCUGGCCUCUUUCCAAGGCCCACAACUUGUCGCUAAACGGAGAACAUCAACUGCCGCCAGCGCUCGCGCCCCCAAAACGUUGACAUGGCCUCACAGGUCUCCAACUGCCAUAGACCUUGCCCGAGCCGGCUUCUUCUUCAAUCCCCAACCGAGCAAUCCCGAUAAUGUCAAGUGUUUUCUCUGCCACAAGGACCUGGACGGCUGGGAGGAAGACGACGAUCCGCUGCAGGAACACCUGAAGCACUCCGGAAAUUGUGGCUGGGCUAUCUGCGCCGCCAUUGAGCUGGAGCUUGGCGAUGUCGUCAACGAGGAUCCGCGUCUCUCAUACCUCGUCGAAGCCCGCAAGUCGACCUUUGCUGGGCGGUGGCCCUACGAGAGCAAGAAGGGGUGGAAGUGCAAAACCAAACAGCUCGCCGAGGCUGGUUGGCAGUACACUCCCACGCUCGAAUCAGACGAUAAUACGACCUGCGCCUACUGCCAGUUGGCGCUGGACGGAUGGGAAGCCGGGGACAAGCCAUUGGAGGAACAUCAGAAACGAUCGCCCAACUGUGCUUUUUUUCAGCUGAUCAGCAAGUACCCCGCGCCGAAGAAGGCGACAGCACGAAGCAAGGCGACGAGAACAUCAAAAGUGUCCCGACUAUCGGUCCAGUCUGUUGCGACAGCGGCGUCCGAUGCGCCGUCCACGGUCGACCUAGAUGACAGCAUCCUGACGGCCACAUCAGUCUUAACUCAGGGUGGGCGUAAGGCGCCGCGGGCCCGCAAAGCUGCAGCGACGUCGGCAGCAGGAAAAGCACGAAAGACACGGGUGAAAAAAGACGAGCCAGUGGAGAUACUGUCGGAUGCAGAUGCCGAUCCGAUCCAGGAGAUAGAGCCACCGGCACCAAAGGCUGUCCGGGGCAAGAAGCGGGACAGUACCGACGUGGAGACAACUAACACAUCACAAGUCGAAGCCCCGGCAGCGAAGAAGCGCGCAACGCGCAAACGCGUCAGCAGUACUGUGGACGGCGAUUUGGAUCAGUCACAAGGCAGUAGUAACUAUGCCAUGUUCGAUCCGGCAGUGCCAGUGCCAGACGAGGCUGUCAUCGAGACGGAGUUGCGGACACUUGAGAAGGAGAUGGAGGUCGAGCCGGCCCUAAAAGAGAUGCAGGCUCCUAAGAAGGGCCGGAAAGCGGUAACACGCAAAGUGUCGAAGCAGACGCGGAAAGGCAAGGAGGCCACCGAGACGGCCCGGUUGAGACCUGAGGUGGCCGAACAGGUUGAGGAGGCGCAGCCAGCGUCAGUCUUUGCGCCAGCAGUGGAACAGGAACCGCGACGAGAGCUCAAAAGUCAGCCAGAGUCGAAGAGCAAAGCUAAGAGCAAGGCCAGGGCCAGGAAGGUGAUGCAGCAACCAGCAGCCAUCGAUGCGGACGAAGUCGAUGAGCUGCACGAAGACAGCGUGACCAGCAUCACAAUCACAAACACGACAGUGCACGAGACGACUGAAGCAUCCGUGUCUGCACCUGCAGCCGCAGCUGUACUACCGAAGCGAGGACGCGGACGGCCAUCCAAGAAGUCGUUGGAGUUGCGCGCCAGCAUUGAAAGUAAUGCUGCUUCUGCUGCUUCUGCAUCUGCGCCCACUCCUGUUCCUCCACCAGAACCGGCUGCCAUCCACGUCAGCAUCACUCCUAUGCCGGCGGCCCAACGGUCUUCCUUGGGCCCAGUCGCAGUACCAACACCAGCAGGCGAGGUUGCUGUGGCCGCGACAAAAAAGCGGCAGGUCACAAGGAUUCUUCCGCCGCCUGCGCCUCCCCCAGCACCACAUCGUGCCCCUGCUGCGCCAGCAACGCCGCGGGCGAUCCAUAUAUCACCGGUAGCCUCAGCUAUGCAGGCAGUCCUGUCGCCAUCCCAGUCACCACAAUCGUCAGAUGCAGAGAAUCAGCCGCCGUCAUCGAAGCCAACCGGUAGCGUCUCCAAGACGCGCAUAGCGUUGGCACCUGUGCAGGCCACGGCAACGACACCUGUGCGCGCCGGAUCUCCGUCCAAGCGCAACCACACAAUGGGCGGAUUGAAGAGCACAGCACCCUGGACAGCAGUCGAUGUCGAGGCCUUGUUCGACGUGGACAAGGAGAACAGUGAUAUUGUAGAGGGCCUGCUUCGUCACGGGGCGGAUCUGAACUCGCCGGAAAAGGCGAUGACGGUGGAGGAGUUCAUCCUCUACAACGCCGAGCAGGCAGAACGGCAGUUGAAGCAAGAGUGCGAAGCAAUGGUGAGCAAGUUUGAGCAGCAGGGAUCGCGGGCCAUGCAGACGCUGGAGGCGCUGGUGACGGAAGAAUAG